Molecule: messenger RNA, 2118 nt
Organism: Hylaeus anthracinus
Lineage: Eukaryota; Metazoa; Arthropoda; Insecta; Hymenoptera; Colletidae
Exons: 10
Coding region: 254-1690 (478 amino acids)
Source: RefSeq, a predicted model, not a curated record
AUAUGGUUUCAUUUAUAAAUUUUAGCCAAUGUUGAAAUAUCUAAAUUAUCGAACAAUAGAUGACUAAAGAGUUCUUACUUUUGUAAUCUUUACAUGAUCAAAGCCAACUAUAAACCUGCUCAAAAUCUUUUGGUUGUUAUACAAACUUUGAUGUCUCGUAUCGUACGUCUGUCAACAUGAUGUAAACACGAGGCAUUCUUGACAUUUAGACAGAUGCUUGAGCGAGGGGAUUGCGAUAGAUUGUUCUGUUCGAAUGUCGGGACGCCGGGACUCUACGUGCCAAAAAAAUGAUCUCCCAAAGUCACUACACGGGGCUGAGGACGCUGAGAUGGUGUGGAGUAUGAUAACAGAAAGAUUUCCAAACGCUGCGCCCCUCCUUUGUGAAAUGGAGGCGGUGGUCGAUCGUGCCGAGGAUCUCCUUAUGCAGCUACGAGCACCCUGCCAACGAGAGAUUGAAACGUCUACCUCCUUCUGCACUCCUGAUUCGGAGGAAUCAACUCUGAUGAUUUCCGCUAGAGGAUCAUUGAGCACCGAAAAUGACGUACGUAAUCCAGAGAACGAUGUCGAUAGAAACGUCGCAGGGACACAGAUUUCUAACAGCACAGUAGACGAAGAAGAUGUCAACUCGAACAGCCACAAGAACUUCAUUUUCAGAAAUGAAAGCGUUGAUAUGCAAUCCAGCGAAUCGUCAACGAUGCAACGUUCUACGGGUGACAAAUUCUCGACCGCUGAAGAAUCUGCUUCUUUGAAAAUCGACACACACGUCGAUCAGAGAAUGAAGGAAGCACGUAGCCUGGAGGAAUGGAGCAAAGUGGUGGACAAUGCCAUGCGGAAAUCGAUUAUCGGAGAGGAUCAAGUGCACAAAGAAGCGGUUACUGUCGACAGGAAGUCCAAUAAAGUCGAAGAGCAUAAAAUCCAGAGUGAUAUUGCGAAUGUACACGAAAAAUCUUGCAUUGUUCUCCAUCGGCAAAGAAGAUGCGCCGAUAUCGAUAACGUGGGUGACUCUAUGAUCGACAUUGAUUCUGAUCUAAACGUAGCGAGCCAAGAAUUGAUCGAGACCAAAGAUGACACUGUAAACGUUUCUCUUCAAGGCAGCGGCGACGAAAGUUCACCCAAAUUCGGUGAACAAAACACACCGUUAAAUAUUCUGGAGGGCUAUUCGAAGCGCUGCAAGGUUCCUGUUAAAUACGAAUACGUCAACGACGGUAUCCAUCGUCACAAAUCGAACGUCUUUGUGAUUCGCGGCAGUCUCGGUGAAUUUGCUGCACCUGCCCGAGGAGAGAGCGAAGAGACCGCUAAGAACAGUCUGGCUACCACGUUACUGCAGAUGAUCGCUAACCAUCAGAUGAACGACGGGAAGCUCUCAAACCUUUUACCUCUCUCGGAUGAAGAAAUGCUGGAAAUAAUUCGCCUUGGCACGGAUAGCCCUAGAGAAACGCCUCAGCGAAAACUAUAUCAGAUCUGUCUCGAGACGGGACAAUCGGUACCAAAGUACUGCGUCGAGAAAGUGAAAACUUAUCAAGGCUUCACCUACGUCGCUACUUGUACAGCGCUGGGCUACACAUGCGAAGGUCGCGGUAUCAGGGAAUGCGGUGCCAAGAAAUCAGCAGCUGACGAGGUGUACCGUCAGUACUGUCUAGACCAGAAAGCAGGUGCGAAGAUUAAAGAUCGGAAAACCCCUCGACUCUAGGAAAAAUAUGUUGACAACUUCCCUCAUUAAUUCUUAUUGACAAUUAACAAAUAUAACCCUCCAUUACUAAAGCCAAAGCCACUUUUGUUUCCAUAGCUGGCCACCUCCCUCGGGUUAAAUAUUAUCCAAUUGAUUCUACAGGGUGUCCCAGACUUAGUACAAGAACCGAAAAUGGGGAUAUAAUUAAAAAACGAUGCGCCAUCCGAUAUUUUUACACAGAAAAUUGUGGUUCAGAAUCGUCUCAGCUACCCCCCAUUUCCGGUUCUUACGCUAAUUCUGGAUAUAUCGACUCUAUAAACAAAUUGAAGUCAAUCUCGACGACAUUCGAGUUCUUGGAAACCUGGUGUAUCUACAGAAGUCAUUCUUCAUUCGCAACACUGUGUACCGAAUGAAAUAUUUUUCCCAAAAAUUAGAUCCUUGAAAAUGCC